AUUAUCCCUUAUUAUUAUUAUAAAUGAAUCGAGUCUAGUGGGACAGUUGCGCAUAACAGAAUUUACAUUUGCAGAAGGUUUCUUCAAACAUCAUCAACCUCCCACCGCUAUAAAAUACUAUGAAUUGAAAACUCCAAAACCCGAAAUAAUCCCAGAAAAGGGAUUGUUCAAUAUUUAUCUAACAAGAUUCUACCGACCCCAAUCCCAUUCUCUUCCACGAUUCCUAGCCAUGAAGAAGAUCACCACAACCCAUCACGUAAUUCUGCUUUUCUCGGCGAUUUUCACCGUUUCCGGCAUCCAAACGCUCUCAGUUGAAGCAUUGCAAGCGCCGUUUCGCCCCACCGACAUAUUGCCCCUGCUUCCGCGGCAGGUUUCACGGCCUAUUCUGAACGUCCUCAACAACGCCGCCGACCUGCUGCCGUCUUUCGUGGGAGCCGCCACCUCCGACAACGCUUCCGACUUGCAAUGGAGAGGAGCUUGCUUUUACGACUCCACCGCUUGGUUAGAGUUCCACAACAGUAGCGCCACCCGAUUUGGGGGCGGUACUCUUCACAUGAAGUUGAACGAAGCGCAUAGCUGGACAUGUAUGGAUCUCUACGUGUUUGCAACUCCAUUUCGUGUAACAUGGGAUUACUACAUGAUGUCUCGUGAGCAUACUAUCGAAUUCAAAGAGUGGGAAUCCGAAGCUGAAUUUGAAUAUGUUAAAAAUAGGGGGGUUUCGAUUUUUCUGAUGCAAGCAGGAAUGCUAGGAACUCUUCAGGCUCUGUGGGAGGUGUUCCCUUUGUUCACGAAUACUGAAUGGGGUGAAAACUCUAACAUAGCAUUUCUUAAAAAGCACAUGGGUGCUUCCUUUGAGGAACGUCCCCAACCGUGGGUCACCAACAUCACCGUUGAUGAGAUACAAUCCGGUGAUUUCCUUGCAAUAUCCAAAAUUCGAGGGCGAUGGGGUGGUUUUGAGACUUUAGAGAAGUGGGUGACUGGAGCUUAUGCUGGUCACUCAGCUGUGUGCUUAAGAGACUCCGAAGGGAAGCUGUGGGUUGCAGAAUCAGGCCAUGAAAAUGAAAAGGGAGAAGAUGUAAUUGCUAUUUUACCAUGGGAUGAAUGGUGGGAGUUUGAGUUAACAAAGGACGAGUCCAAUCCACACAUAGCAUUGCUCCCUUUGGAUCCUGAAAUCCGGGCCAUGUUUGAUGGAAAUGCUGCAUGGAAGUAUGCUAAAAGCAUGUCGGGGAGACCGUAUGGUUACCAUAACCUGAUAUUUAGCUGGAUCGACACUAUCAGCGAUAACUAUCCAGCACCUCUGGAUGCUCAUCUGGUCGCUUCUGUUAUGACUGUUUGGACCCAAAUGCAGCCUGCCUAUGCUGGUAACAUGUGGAACGAAGCAUUGAACAAACGACUUGGAACUCAGAACUUUAGUCUCGGUGAAGUUCUUGUGGAAGUGGAGAAGCGGGGAUCAUCGUUCGGUGAACUGUUGGCUAUCCCUGAGCAAGAUAAUUGGGUGUAUGCGGAUGGGAAGUCGACAUCGUGCGUGGCUUUUGUGUUUGAGUUGUACAAGGAAGCAGGGCUGUUUGGCAAACUUGCAAGCUCUACUCAGGUCACUGAGUUCACGAUCAAGGAUGCCUACUCUCUCAAGUUCUUCGAAAACAAUGCAAGCCGCCUGCCAACGUGGUGCAACGACGGGGACUCCGUGAAACUUCCCUUCUGCCAAAUUAAAGGGAAAUAUCGGAUGGAACUACCUGGAUACAACACCAUGGAUCCCUAUCCCCAUAUGAAUGAAAGGUGUCCUUCCUUGCCACCUAACUAUUACAGAUCCUCCGGAUGCUGAUGCAUCGUCGUGUUUUCAGCACUACUUUGUGUAGGUUGUGUGUUCAACAACAUUCUGUAUAAUUACUCUCUAUGUAUAUACCAGUGAAUUUACACGAGAAAUAGAAGAGUAAUAUGAAGAUUCAGAAA
Salvia miltiorrhiza (redroot sage) is the source of this 1950-nucleotide messenger RNA. RefSeq lists its product as uncharacterized. The record is from RefSeq and is a predicted model, not a curated record. The transcript has 7 exons. Bases 230 to 1822 code for a protein of 530 amino acids. NCBI's taxonomy places the organism in Eukaryota, Viridiplantae, Streptophyta, Magnoliopsida, Lamiales, Lamiaceae.